GCUUACGUGACAAUUCUCACCAACGAUGCUUUCUGCAAAGGAGUGUUGGUUAUGCACUACACGCUCAAGCUCACCAACACGUCCUAUCCUCUCAUCUGCCUUGCAACUCAGCAAGUCUCCGAGGGUUGUCGUGAGCUCAUCACAGGAGUUGGGAUGCGGCUGAUCGAUGUGCAUGCGAUCGCCAACCCGAACGCACAUCACAAGCAGCAUUUUCGUCAUGUCUAUUCGAAACUGCAUGUCUUCGGACUCACCGAUUUCGACAAGGUCGUGUACCUUGAUGCCGACAUGCUCGUUCUGCGAAACAUCGACCACCUUUUCCAGUAUCCCUCCUUGUCUGCAGCCCCAGAGAUAAACCCCCCAGCCCUGUUCAAUUCCGGUCUUAUGGUCUUGAAGCCUUCCCACACGCUUCUCCGCAAGCUCAUGCAGCUUGCAGCUCUGAUUCCGUCCUAUGACAAGACAGAUCAAGGGCUCUUGAACGAGUUCUUUGCA
Guillardia theta CCMP2712 is the source of this 489-nucleotide messenger RNA. RefSeq lists its product as hypothetical. Gene Ontology annotation, molecular function: glycosyltransferase activity. The record is from RefSeq and is a predicted model, not a curated record. The annotation marks the transcript as partial. Lineage: Eukaryota; Cryptophyceae; Pyrenomonadales; Geminigeraceae. The transcript is spliced from 3 exons.